Molecule: messenger RNA, 963 nt
Organism: Mya arenaria
Lineage: Eukaryota; Metazoa; Mollusca; Bivalvia; Myida; Myidae
Product: ankyrin repeat domain-containing protein 7-like
Exons: 5
Coding region: 1-963 (320 amino acids)
Molecular function (GO): protein binding
Source: RefSeq, a predicted model, not a curated record
AUGGACUUUGUCAAAUCGACGAUUGACUCGAAAGCUAGACGAAGCCAGUCGAUGUGGACGUUACAUCGACAAAACACGUGGGUUGCAACGUCAAGAGCCGCCACAUUACCCCAACAGUUACGUGCAGGCUCCGUCAUCGAUAUUUGUGACGCAAGCUAUCAAGAAAAGCAAAAGAGUAUCAUUCGGAGAUUAAGGAAUCGAGAUCAUAAGGAACGGAAAGAUAAGAGCUCGUCGACGCGUACUAUGUGUACACCUUGUCUGCAAGGUGACAUUGACGCGGUUGAUAGCGAGGGACGUACACUCUUGUUCUACGCAGCCCGGUACGGUCAGGUAGACACGGUGCGACAGCUUGUGGAGGCGGGAUGCGACAUUGACCAGGUGGAUGCCCUGGGCAACUCACCGCUGCACGAGGCAGUAGACAAGUGGCAGUUAGAGAUCGCCAAGAUAUUCCUGAGAGAUGGCAAAGUUGACGUUAACGUGACGGGCUGUCACGGUGAGACGCCGUUCAUGCGCGCGGUAACUAACGGUGACGCAGACGCUGUUAGGCUGCUCCACAGACACGGAGCAGACAUAAAUAUGUGUGACACGACCGGAUGUUCGCCGAUAUGUCGGGCGCUACAACGUGGCCUUGAGAAAAUUGCUGACUUCUUGUUAGAUAACAAAUGUGACGUCAACACCACCACGCCCAGAGAAAUGACGUGUUUCUUUCACAAAACGUCUUCUAAAGACAAUAUAUAUCAAAUCAGUAAACGGAUAUCUUAUAUAUUUUCAGAUUACAAUUUUAAACAGGACAGCGAUUGGUUAGAAGCAGAAGGGUGUCCAAUUACCAUAAAAGACUCCAAACUGCUGCACAAAGUUCUAAUCAAGGCGUGUCAGGACUGUCCAACAACACGCCGUCCCAGUCGGUGUUCAGGGAAACAGAAAAUAAUAAAAACAUUUCGAUGUAUCUUCAAACGUGACUGA